Messenger RNA from Mercenaria mercenaria, 4680 nucleotides. RefSeq names its product protein quiver-like. Bases 945 to 1412 code for a protein of 155 amino acids. The transcript is spliced from 3 exons. The record is from RefSeq and is a predicted model, not a curated record. Lineage: Eukaryota; Metazoa; Mollusca; Bivalvia; Venerida; Veneridae. Gene Ontology annotation, biological process: sleep; positive regulation of voltage-gated potassium channel activity; regulation of synaptic transmission, cholinergic.
AGUAUUCUAUCGUGCUAAGAUCAAAUACAAUGAUAGAAAUAUGCCAAUUGAUCAGCUACUUUACCAGCCACAAUUAAGCAUAAAUACGCCAGAAUAUGGACCAAUUUCCUACAGAGCAUAGAAUCUUGCAUUGACAUAAGAAUUUUCUAUUUUGGUAGCGUGACAUUGAAUAGAGAGAUUCCGUAUUUGGGAAGGCUCAAAAUCGGCUUCCUGAGAAACAUUCAUGCAAGCUUGGCUUUUCUCAAAGUUUCAGAAUCGAUACGACAAUGCUGUGCAAUGAUAUGUGGAUUUGCAGAUAGGGGAAUAAACCGCCUUACAUAAUAUUCAGACAUAGCUAGAUCAAUCAGUGACUAGAUCAUUAAAUGUUGGCACUGUUCUAAUGGAAGCUAUCUCAGGUUAUUUUUGUAGCAUUAUAAGCGUGUAUCAACCGCAAAUUGGUUUUAUUUCAUGAUGAGAACGCUACAGUAUAUAGACACACAGUAAUGGAUAAUUUCUAUAUAUAUUAGCGAUACAUUUAAUGAUCUAUAGAUUUUGACAUGUAUGUAUACUUUGUAAGAGUGUUGUUCUAUCUAACCUUUUAAAAAGUUACAGAAAAAAACGGUAUUAUUUUUUCCGACGCGCAUAACAUGGAAUGUGCGCGUAUUCAUAGGCAAUUUUCACGCGGAGUCUGGAUCUGUUUACCUGGAGAGUGAUAUCGAAAGCAUUAUAAGAGAAGCUGUUUCGGAUAAUGAUGUUUACAUAAUUAAUGCUGAUAAAGAAGAACAAUUAACUCUUCUUUGAUCUAGACUUCAUUGACAUGCACGCGCCUUUACCUCGCAGACGAAACAAUUACGCUUGACAAUCGAGCGUUCAUCUUCACGCUACUGUGUCUUUUUUUCAGGAUUAAACGAAAACAAAUAUGAGCAGGAAAAAGUGAGAAAUGUGAUGUAUUUUAUUCAAAAGUCAUGGAAUACAAAGUUGUGACCAUAGCAACGGUUACCAUGGUGAUCUUGGUAACUAUGGACUGUGUUAGGGGCCAAGUGGAUGAUUACUCAGACCCAAUUAGUUGUUAUUACUGUUUUGGUCCUGCAGAGAACAGCACAUGCGCAGAUCCUGUGAACCCAAAGGAAGACAAAGGAAAGACUCUCACUGUUAUAGACUGUGACAAUGGUAUUUGUUUAAAAUGGACACAUUAUUAUAAAAAUGUUCUCUAUAUGCACAGGACCUGUUCGAACAAACUGAAUGAUUUCAAGAUUAUGAUGAUUGAUGGCGUCUGUCGCUCGGAACGCGAGGGAAAAGGGUACCUGUGCAUGUGUGGAAGACAUUUGUGUAAUUCAGCCGACACUGGACAACUGGCUGGAAAAUUUUGCACGGCACUUUUAACAACAAUAUCCAUAUUAUUCAUUUUGUUUAGAGAAAUGUCACUGGUUUAGCACAACACGCCAUUAGAUUUUUUUUAAUUAAAACGUAAAUCAUUUCAGUGUUAGAAAAUCACGUUCAAAAUAUUAAAUCAGAAAACAGCCAUUGCACAUAUUCAUGAGAAAAACGAUACCAAGACGGGAGCUCAAUAGGUAUUAUUCAUAUACAUGGACCCAAAUAACUUCUGUACAUUUACAUGUAUCACAAGAUUUCUUUGGUGGAAUCUUCUCUUGCCAAAUAUGCAAUAUCGUUUGGAGAGUGUAAAACAUGAAAGUUCUUACUGCUGCAUUAAAGAAGGAGUGUAACAUGUUAAAUGUACAUACAAUGCAAAAGAUUUACUUGAGAGUAAAGUGCAUACAGUAUUAAGGCGUUGGUCGAUAAUUAGCGCAUGUGCAUUAGAGAGGUACUUUCUUGCCAAGCGUUUAAAUGACGCAGAUUUUAGCCCACUUGGUGUCUGUAUUACACGUUAGUAUACCACAGUUAUAGUUACUAAGGGCAAAUUAUCGAAAAUUGUGUACGUUUUUCUCUCACAAUGGCAAAGGACAGGAAGUCUCGAUCUGUAGACAAAAAGGGGAAAACAACAACAACUUCGAGACAAUAUGAAAAAAACGAAUGUCCCAGUUCACUGAAACAAUAUGUGCAAGAAUUUUACAUGUCCUUGAAUAACUAAGAAUCUUCAUUCUUAGUUUAGCGUUGUGUCACAGAAAUAGUGCAGACGAUGUGUUGUUAUCGAUUACAAUAAAGAUAAUACAUUAGAGCACUGGAGAGAAUAUUGCAGCUAAUUUCCUUUCAGUUUUGGAAUAAAUAGUUUCACGUGUUGCGCGUAGGCGAGAAUGCAACAGGUCUUGUGAAUGGACAUGGAAGUCUCGCGCAUGUGGCUAAGUCAUGUUUUCCGUGUGCUGAUCCUCUGUGAACAUGGACUGCCAGAGAUCAGCUUUUGUUUCAAUGUGGUGCUCAGAUACAACUUGCAAAAUUCACUUGAUAUUGCUCAAUGGAAGAAAAACACAACAUUGUGUCUUUAAUUUAAUGAUACAGUUGGAGAUUAUCAUUGUUGCACGAUAUUAACGUGCGUCGGAGUAUUGAUAUUGUAUUUUCUAUUCCUGUGUCAAAACUUUUUGCAUUUACCAUUCUUUAACAAUUGACAAAGGCACAGUCUUUCAAUUUCGACCCGUUUAUCUAAUCAUAACUUUUUGCACCUAUAGUUGCAUUGAAAGUUGUCGUCUGUUAUAUUUGAGAAAACAAUUUGAUGUUUCAUAGUCAUGUAAACAGCUAAAAAUUCUGUAUAGACAGGUUAUUGUAUGUUACACUAACUUUCGAACGUUGUCAAAUUGGAAAAUUCAGCUUAAAAUCAAUUCACUUUUUAAUCGAUAUGCAGAUGUCAAGUGUCUCACUUAAAACGCAUAUCUAUAUUACUUUUUCAGUUUCAGUAAAUUAUCAAUUUGCUCAAUGACUAAUUAUAUAACGCCGAAUUCAAUCCGUCAUCCGCAAUAUUAACCUUAGAUUGCCGAAAUAUACAUCUGAUGUAGAAUGAAAUAGGCUAGUGCCACAACAAUACACCCCAUUUGUGUUUCUAUAUCGGGAUCUUAGCUGAAAGUACCAUGGGGCUUUCGUUCAAAUAGGACUUAUCUUAAAAUGAGCCGCACCAUGAGAAAACCAACAUAGUGCGUUUGCGACCAGCGUGGAUCAAGACCAGCCUGCGCAUCCGCGCAGUCUGGUCGGGAUCCAUGCUGGUCGCUUUCAAAGCCUAUUGCAAUUAGAGUAACCAUUAGCAAACAGCAUGGAUCCUGACCAGACUGCGCGGAUGCACAGGCUGGUCUGGAUCCAUGCUGGUCGCAAACGCACUAUGUUGAUUUUCUCAUGGUGUGGCUCAAAUUACCAAUACGCAAAUGUCGUCUGUCACAUUUUGUGACCCUCAGUUUAUUUUAAAAUUUCAUAUAAUUCAAUACAUUUCUAAUAGUCAGUGUUAUAGCAUUUCAUGUAAAUAACAUUUUAAUGAACAUGUUGACAAGAUACACGGCUCCGAUAACAAUAUGAAAAUAGAUACAAUGUAUCCAAAGUAUUUACAGGGUAAAUAUUGUGUUUAAAUACCGUCUUCCGUUGUAGAUUCUUGUAUCACCAGAUCCAUUAGUUAAUUACAUUUUAUGUAACUGUAUGACUGUAAAUAAACAUCCAACCUUUGUUAUGGAGUACAUCAUUACGUUAUCAAUUUCUGUGUCAAGGUCAAAUUGUAGAUCAUAUUGGAACCCUGUGUGAAAUUUUUGCAAUGAUUUUUUCAGAAAAUAAUCCAUUUAUCCCUCAUUGUAAAAUUUGUAUGAUACAUUCCUGUUUUACCUGUUUGUAUAGGCUGUUAGAGGUGACAGUAAACUUGUUUAUUUCAUUUAGGUAAUGAUAUCAUGUUUUUAAACAUAUUUUGAACAUAAAUUUUGCCAUUGUAAUUAAAUGAAUAGAGCCGCAUUGCUAUACAGCACAAUGCAAUUUUCCGACUUCUAAAUCUAAAAUAGGUAUUUCUGUCAGAUAGAAUAGGGCAAUAUCGAAAGAUUAUAGGUAAGGAUAGAUUUCUCGGAAGCACAGAGCACCUAAAACACAGCCUCAGAGCCACGCAUUAGCAAAGUAGGCCCACAACAAAAAGAGGCUGUAAUGGAAAAAUACUACAGACGGGUUGCUUCAAGCAUCUAACAAGUACAUAUUACUUUAUGUGAACGAACUUGUGUUUGCUUAUAUCGAAAUUGUGAUAAACAGACGACUUUUUUAACAUAGAGUGACAAUACAUUACCUGAUCCGAAAAUAUGAUAACUGUUGAAAAUAGAAAGUGCAGCAAUUUUAUAUGCUAAAAGUCGAUUUGAUAUUGGUAACUUUAUUAUUUGGACGUGUCUGAAUUGUUUUAGUAGUCUUUUUUUUAUCAUUUUUCAGUUGCCCUUUUAAUGAUUACUGCAUGUGUUUAUAAUUUAUAUGAAUAUGUUUUUACACUGUGUGAAGGUAAUUAAGAAUUUAAUUCAGUCUCAAAGCUUAUUAUUCUUGUGCUUUGAAUUAUUCGAAUUUAAAUAUUUUGAAGGACAUUGAAUAUGAUCGAAUUGAAAUAUUUUCUUGGGACAUUCGAUAUGAACUUGACUAAAAAAUAUCAGCAAGUCAAGUCUGCUAAUUUGGAUUAUUGUCACAUAUUGUGAUAUAUAGAUCUUAAAUAUUAUUUGCGUAUGGUUUAGAUACAAACAAACCAAUUUAAGGGAAUGAUGUGAUAUUCAUUGUGUUUUAAGAAAAUCAAAAUAAACACGAAAAGAAACAUUC